Messenger RNA from Pyrus x bretschneideri (Chinese white pear), 718 nucleotides. RefSeq lists its product as uncharacterized. The transcript has a single exon. The record is from RefSeq and is a predicted model, not a curated record. The coding region runs from base 236 to 718 and encodes 160 amino acids. NCBI's taxonomy places the organism in Eukaryota, Viridiplantae, Streptophyta, Magnoliopsida, Rosales, Rosaceae.
AAGCUCAAAGCGGACAAUAUCGUGCUACGGUGGUGGAGCGGGCCCGGGAAGUGAUCCGCCCGGGCGGGGAUGUGACAGCAGAAACUAUAUUCUCAAUGCAUUAGAUGAUUCAUUGUACGAUGUCUAUUUAGUAUGCAAAACAGCCAAGGAACUUUGGGAAUCACUUGAGAAAAAAUAUAAAACUGAGGAUGCUGGUUCGAAGAAAUUUGUCGUGGGCAAAUUUUUGGACUACAAAAUGGUGGAUUCCAAGUCUGUUGUCUCUCAAACUAAAGAUCUCCAAAAAAUCAUCCAUGACAUUCAUGUUGAAGGGAUGGUGAUCAAUGAGUCUUUCCACGUGGCGUCCUUUAUAGAAAAACUGCCACCUUCUUGGAAAGAGUUCAAGAAUUAUCUCAAGCACAAAUGUAAAGAGAUGACCCUUGAGGAUCUCAUUGUAAGGCUGAGAAUAGAGGAAGAUAACAGAAAGAAUGAGAAGGGCCUGGUUUCGAGUAUGGAAGCCAAGGCGAAUGUUGUUGAAGGAAGUUCAUCAAAGCAAAGGCUGAAGUUCCAGAAAACUAAGAAGAAGAAAAACACUUUAUCCCUGGUGCGAAAGGCAAAGACUUCAAGAAAAUCAAGGGAAGUUGAUGGGUUUAUGGAAAGCAAGGCCAUAGGGCUCAAGAAUGUCGCCAUCGAAGGGAUCAAGGUCCUGGAAAUCAAGGCAACAACAACUGCGCAAACCUGA